GUCCAUAAAGAAGUAGUACUAUGCUCUUUCCUCAGGCAUCCUCUACAACUUUCAUGGCCACUAUCCUCGCCUUUUUUCUCUUCCUCUUCUUUCUAUUAUGGAUACUAAGAAAAGCUCGUAAAACAACACUUCCACCAGAAGCUGGUGGCGCCUGGCCUUUGAUUGGCCACCUCCACCUAUUAGGAGGGACAAAACCAGCCCAUAUCACAUUGGGUAACAUGGCCGAUAAGUAUGGACCCAUCUUCACUAUCCAGCUAGGAGUGCAUCGUGCUCUCAUAGUGAGCAGUUGGGAGAUAGCAAAAGAGUGCUUCACCACAAACGACAAAGCAUUUGCCAACCGUCCAAAAGCUAUAGCUUCAGAACUCAUGGGCUACAACUAUGCCUUGUUUAUACUUAGCCCUUACGGUCCUUACUGGCGCCAAGUGCGUAAAAUAGCCACCGUGGAGGUCCUCUCAAACCACCGCCUUGAGAUGCUCAAACACAUCCGAGAGUAUGAGGUAAAUAGAUCCAUAAAAGAGAUGUAUGAACUCUGGGUGAAGAACAACAAUAUGUUGGUAGAUAUGCAGAGAUGGUUUGGGACCAUAACCCUAAAUAUUAUAUUUAGGAUGGUUGUAGGGAAGCGAUUUUUUGGGACUGCAAGAAAGGAUGAGAAUGAAUUUAACGAUCAGUGUCGGAAUACAUUAAAAGAAGUCUUUGAGUUGAGUGGUACGGUUGUGGUAGCCGAUGCACUUCCUUACCUGAGGUGGUUUGACUUUGGAGGGUACGAGAGGGCCAUGAAGCAUACUGCGAAAGAAUUUGAUCAUAUGAUUAAAGGUUGGUUACAAGAACAUAAGCAAAGGAAGUUGUCCGGUGAGGCAAAGGAACCCCAAGACUUUAUGGAUGUGAUGCUGUCUGUUGUUGCUAGCGACGAAAAGAUCUCCGAUUAUGAUGGUGAUACAAUCACUAAAGCUACAUGUCUGGCCGUUAUCUUAGGGGGCACAGAUACAACACAAGUAACAAUGACAUGGGUUCUUUCUCUCCUUCUUAACAACCAAGAAGUCUUAAAGAAAGCACAACAAGAGUUAGAUGUCCAGGUUGGUAGAGAAAGACAAGUAAAGGAAUCAGACAUCAAAAACUUAGUUUAUCUCCAAGCUAUCAUCAAAGAAAGUACGCGUUUAUACGCUGCCGGAGCGCUCACUAUCCCGCACGAGUCCACUGAAGACUGCACUUUGGCUGGCUACCAUGUUCCAAAAGGCACGCGACUCAUUGUUAAUCUUUCAAAGAUGCAUCGAGACCCACAUGUGUGGUCUAAUCCAAAUGAAUUUCAGCCAGAAAGAUUUCUUUCAACCCAUAAGGGUAUUGAUGUUAAAGGCCAGCAUUUUGAAUUAACACCAUUUGGUGCCGGUAGAAGGAUGUGCCCCGGAGUCUCAUUUGCCUUGCAAGUUAUGCAACUCACAUUUGCUACCUUGUUGCAUGCUUUUGAUAUUGCAACCCCAUCAAAUGAGCCUGUGGACAUGACUGAGAAAGUUGGACUUACCAACCAGAAACUUACACCAAUUGAAGUCCAUCUCACUCCACGCCUUCCUGCUCAAGUAUAUGCAUGGCUUGAUUAGAUAUUUGAUAACUAAAAUGCAAAUUAUGCUAUUUAGUAAUAUUGUUGUACGAUUGUCAUACAAUUAGGUGAUGUGCCAGUAAAAAUCAGUCUUUGGUUCUUUUCUUUUACUAGUGCUGAUCCAAAGACUGAUUUUCACUAAUACGUCAUUAAAUUGUAUAGCAUGUGUAUAAUAUUUUGCUAAAUAACAUUAGUCUUUCAUAAUUAAUAGUAUGCAAAAGGAUUUUUCCAUUUUUUUCUAAAAAAAAAAUUGCAUUUUAGGCUAUUGAGGUAUUGUACUAGCUAUGUGUUACGUGGCAGGCCAUCAUACUAGCUAGUUGGCAUGCAGUAGAAGGAUUCCUAAAAUAAGAGGAUAUCUCCUCAUUAGAAUUCUAGAAUAAGAGGGUAUAUCCUCAAUGGUUUAAUAGUAGUCGUAUUUAUAAAUAUAUAUAGUUGACAACCAAUGUAGUUCAUCUACUUUGUUUUAAUUACAGUGUCUUGUAACACUUAUUUAA
Molecule: messenger RNA, 2085 nt
Organism: Corylus avellana
Lineage: Eukaryota; Viridiplantae; Streptophyta; Magnoliopsida; Fagales; Betulaceae
Product: strychnine-10-hydroxylase
Molecular function (GO): oxidoreductase activity, acting on paired donors, with incorporation or reduction of molecular oxygen; iron ion binding; heme binding
Source: RefSeq, a predicted model, not a curated record